CCCAGAAUCCUUUUCGCCUCUGAGCGAGGGAGCAGGAUCAUCCAUUUGGAGCAAUCAAGGAUCUCGGUCCAGCCUUUUCCUUGUCAGGGAAAUACGGAUCCCCGUAUCUCAAAGGGAUCAGCCCGGCUCCCCCUUUCUCCUCUGCACCGCUCCGGCCCUCGCCAAGAGGACCACCUCAUUCCUGGCGGAUUGUGGCCUGGGCUUUCCGAGCAUUGCUAGAGGAUGUGUGGCCGAACGUCUUGCCACCUACCUGUAGAGACCAUCAGGAGGGCAUGUAGGUACAUUGACAGCUAUGGACAAGAGCAGCUACCAGAUUGGAAGGAUGAGCAUAAGUACUUUCCCUCCUACAACAAGAGUCCCCAAUCCAACAGCCCAGUGCUUGUAUCUCGAUUACAUUUUGAAAAGGAUGCUGAUCCUUGUGAUAGGGUAAUUGCUGCAAUGCGCUGGGGCUUGAUCCCAUCUUGGGUCAGAGAGUCUGAUGCUUCAAAGAUACAGUUCAAUACUAGCAACUGUCGAAGUGAAACUAUGCUGGAGAGACGGUCAUAUAAGAUACCUCUGGAAAAGGGCAGGCGAUGUGUGGUGCUGGCAGAUGGGUUUUUUGAGUGGCAGCAGUUUCGGGGGGAAAAGCAACCUUAUUUCAUCUACUUCCCCCAAAUUAAGACAGAACAGUCAUUCUUCAGCCGCUCAGUAGAAGAGGAAGUUUGGGAUGACUGGAGGCUGCUAACAAUGGCUGGGAUCUUUGACCGUUGGGAGCCACCAAAUGGAGGAGAGCCCCUCUACUCUUACACUAUCAUCACAGUGGACUCCUGCAAAGCAUUAAGUGACAUUCAUCACAGGAUGCCUGCUUUACUGGAUGGUGAGGAAGCAAUUGCUAAAUGGCUGGAUUUUGGUGAGGUCCCAAUUCAGGAAGCUUUGAAGGUGAUUCAUCCUGUAGAGAACAUUGAGUUCCAUCCAGUUUCUACUGUGGUGAACAACUCCCUGAACAAUACACCCCAAUGUCUUGAACCUGUUGAGAUCGAGGAGAUGCCCUACGUUAGUCCUAGCCGUCGGAAGAUGUCGCCAAAAUCUCCCCUAAAGGAAGACCCUGAUCCUCCCAAAAGGUCCAGGGAGUCUGGGCGGAAGAGUCCUUCCAGGAGGGGCAGUGCAGAGUUAAUGGAGCGGUGGCUGAACAAGUAUGAAGCUGGCCAAAACAAGAGACCCAAGAUUUAGUACAGCAAACAUAGGGAGCUUCCCUCUGUCGGCACAGAGGGGUGAUAGAGAUCUCCAUUAGCUCCCCUGAUUUCUAACUCUUCCUUGUCAAGGUAUCUGCUCCAGGGUUUCCCAUUUUUCAGCUUUUGUGCCCACCUCUUCUCCCUCUGUAGUCCAGGCGCUAAAAAUGGCCAUACUGGGCUAGGAAGAACUUUUCUUUCUCUGAUUGGUGUUCUUGCCCCCACAACUGCAACCUACUAUGUGUAUGUAAUCUUUUUAUUUACAAAGUCAGGGUAGGAAAAAAGGCGACUGUUGAAACCAAAUUUAACUCUUGAAUUGUCUUAAAUUUUGUUACAUGGAAUGCCUAAUGUCUCUUUAAUAAUAGGCCACUGUACUUGAAAUUUUCUCCUGUUUUUCAUCCUUUGGGUUUCGUAUUCAGCUAUUUUCUUCAAUUUGUUUAUGUGAAUUUGACAAAAUGAGUGGCACAAUGAGGUCAUGAAUUGUAGGCUUUCAUGGUUGUACAUCUGGUGAUGGGCAGAGCCUGGUUUGAGUUUGAUAUAAAAAUCUGUAUCUCAGGAAUGUGCAGUUAGUUUUGCCAGGUUUGGACUAGUAGACUUAUGGGACCAGAACCAUUGUGUUUAUCUCUGAGGCAUUAAGAUACUUUAUCUGUGCCCAGUAGGCUCCACGAAGCUUUCAGCUGGUUCAUUGGGGCAAGGUUCAAGGGAGAAAAGUGAUUCCCAAUGAGCCUGGUUCACAGAAGAGGGUCGUGUAGGGUUAGGACUCUUCCUGAAGGAAAGUGACAAUUCAAAAUUAGUUCAUCCAGCUUGUGAGGUGUUUCUUUAAUCUUUAGAGUGUUGUGGUUGGGACAGGUUUUUACAGUUCUGAGUGUGGUGUUGGAAGGGGAGCUGUGAAGGAGUGUAGGGGGUAACACUUGUUUUCCUGUCAGCGGUAUUCCACUUAGCUUCUGAACAACUGAACCUGUCUGGGUGAGUUGCACUGUUCAGUUUCUAUAUGGAAAUCAGUGAUCUGGAAAUAAUAAAAAGAAAUUCUUGGUG
Messenger RNA from Sarcophilus harrisii (Tasmanian devil), 2243 nucleotides. It is a transcript of the gene HMCES, whose product is annotated as 5-hydroxymethylcytosine binding, ES cell specific. Gene Ontology annotation, molecular function: single-stranded DNA binding. Bases 223 to 1209 code for a protein of 328 amino acids. The record is from RefSeq and is a predicted model, not a curated record. Gene Ontology annotation, biological process: DNA damage response. The transcript has 7 exons. NCBI's taxonomy places the organism in Eukaryota, Metazoa, Chordata, Mammalia, Dasyuromorphia, Dasyuridae.